This is a messenger RNA of Babesia bigemina, 2340 nucleotides long. RefSeq names its product MT-A70 family protein, putative. Bases 1 to 2340 code for a protein of 779 amino acids. The transcript has 2 exons. Lineage: Eukaryota; Apicomplexa; Aconoidasida; Piroplasmida; Babesiidae. Gene Ontology annotation, cellular component: RNA N6-methyladenosine methyltransferase complex. The record is from RefSeq and is a predicted model, not a curated record.
AUGAGCCGCAGGGGCUCGCGCUCGAGGUCGGAUUCGCGACGUCGCGGAUCGCCGUCGUCACGCAAGUCCAGCCGACGCAAGGAACGCGAUUCACGCAGGUCGCGCGACCGCUCAUUCGAACGCAGCUCGCACUGGAAGGAGCGAGUUAGCCGACGCGGCAUCCUUGCCUCCUCGGAGAAGAGCGCAAGCUCGCGGAAGGCCAGAGAGGAGCAGCGGUUCCUCGAAGUCGGCGACGACAGCCAUGUUUUCUCAACGCUGGACCUCAUGUUCGUGGUCGGCAAGCACCUGCUGAAGCUCCGGGACAACGAGGAGCUGCCGCUGAAUGUGUACGAGCUCAGGAGAAGGAUGAGCGACUACUUCGAGGGGCCGCACAGGCUCAGAUUUAGCACGGUGUGCAGCAUCAACGUGCUGUCGAACCUCCUGAAGUAUAUGCACCUGGGUACGGUCACCGAGCAGGAACAGCCCGCCGCCAAGGUACCGCCCGAGAGCCAGGGUGAAACGCCCAGGUCGCAUGACCAUGGAUCCAGGACGGAAUCCGCGCACACGGCUGAGGACAGCGCCCUCUCGAAUGCGGAUGGCGUCAGCGUGGCAGAAUCGCACGCGACGAAUGACGUGGCGGGUGUUGAAGGGGUGCCAGAUGCCAAUGGAGAUGCGGAUAAGGAAGACACAGUUGACAACAAGGUGGAGCCUGACAAUGAUGGUAACACCGGGAAUGGCGAGGGGGUUGCCGGUGAAGACAAGGCUGCUGAGCAGCCAUCGCCGUUAGAGGUUUACCUGGACGGGCUGCCGGAAGUGUCCGACCAGUCGUUCAGGGACGUCAAGUUCCACCACUCGCUUGUACAGCUCGAGCUGCAACACGGGGUAUUGCGCGUGAUGGAUGUGAGAGGACAGCUGCUGAAGCGCAUUCUGCUGCGCAAUCGCAAGAAGCAGCGGGUUGUGGACGUCGCAGACGCCCUCGCCACGGAGUCCAUAAUCACCACGGGCAGGGACCAUCCGAGCAGAGAGGACCUCGACACUUCGCGCUCAGCGACGGUUGACGACUAUGACCUGACCAACCUGACUGGGCGUGUGUAUCCGAUAAAGGGGGGCUCGAAGAAGGCAGCGGACGAUGCAGACGAAAUGAACGUAGAUGACAACAUCGCUGUGUCAUGGCAAACUUCAACAGAUACAGAAACGAGGGGACUGCAAUCCGGCAAGGGCCGUGGCGGCAGCGAUAAAGACGGUGAGGACACCAGCAAGGAGCUGGGCCGUGACGUGCGUAGAACGGAGGGGAUGCGUGAAUCGGGUAGGGGAACUUCGUUGUCUGCACGCUCAGACGACCCGCCGUAUGACCUGGACGGGCUGUACAAGGUGCUCUACCAGACGCCCGCACGCGAACUGAAGCGCAUUGCGCACUUCCAGUUGAAGGAGCAGAGUGGCUUCAGAGAAAUAUGCACGUACGGCACACGGGCGGACUGCCGUAUGCAGAACUACAUGUCGCUCAUGUGCAACAAGAUCCAUUUCAAGCGCAUCAUCCUCCCGAACACGCUGGUGCAGCUGGGGGACUGCUCUUACCUGGACACGUGCCGGCACAUUGAGACCUGCCGGUUCGUGCACUACCAGGUGGAAAGCGACAUACCGCCACGUGCGCCGGUGGACGAGGUCUCGCAAGGCCAGUGGAUAUGCUGCGACGUGAGGAAGCUCGACUUCUCGAUAUUCAACCCCUUCGUGUCGGUGGUCAUGGCAGACCCGCCAUGGGACAUCCACAUGGACCUCCCGUACGGCACCAUGAAGGACUCGGAGAUGCGACACCUGAAGGUGCAGAACAUCCAAAGCGAAGGGCUGCUGUUCCUCUGGGUCACCGGACGCACGCUGGAGGUCGGCCGCGAGUGCAUGGAGAUUUGGGGAUAUAGGCAGAUGGACGAGAUCGUGUGGGUCAAGACGAACCAGCUGCAACGCAUCAUCCGCACUGGACGGACGGGGCACUGGAUCAACCACUCCAAGGAGCACUGCCUCAUCGGGAUAAAGGGCAACCCCGUGAUAAACCGCUACCUGGACUGCGACGUCGUGGUGUCCGAAGUACGCGAGACCUCACGGAAGCCCGACGAGAUUUACGGGAUCAUCGAGCGCAUGGUGCCUGGGGCACUCAAGUUGGAGAUCUUCGGCAGGAGCCACAACGUGCGCAACAACUGGAUCACCCUCGGCAACCAGCUUGACGGAUACAAGCUGACGCACCCCGAGAUAAAGAAGCGGUACGAGGAAAUAUUGGCCAAGGGCGACGCGACCGCCGCCGCGCCGGCGAAUGCGCCCCAGCCGGCCGCCGAUGCCGCCAACACUAGCAACCCCGAAACAGUAAUGUAG